Bolinopsis microptera is the source of this 2088-nucleotide messenger RNA. RefSeq names its product solute carrier family 7 member 14-like. Gene Ontology annotation, biological process: amino acid transport; transmembrane transport. Bases 6 to 1802 code for a protein of 598 amino acids. The record is from RefSeq and is a predicted model, not a curated record. Gene Ontology annotation, molecular function: amino acid transmembrane transporter activity. The transcript has 6 exons. NCBI's taxonomy places the organism in Eukaryota, Metazoa, Ctenophora, Tentaculata, Lobata, Bolinopsidae. Gene Ontology annotation, cellular component: plasma membrane.
GGAGAAUGGGUUACAACUUCCGACCACCUGGUGUUCUGGAGAGACUGUUCCAAGUAAAAACAGCGGACACAGGAGAAAAGACAGAGCUCAAGAGGUGCCUGACUUUGUUCCCUCUCAUGGUACAGGGUCUCGCUCACAUGCUCGGUGCAGGGAUAUUUGUGAUAACACCUUCGAUUAUACAGUCAGUGGCAGGACCUGCCACCUGUAUCAGCUAUCUUCUAUCUGGACUAGCUGCUGGCUUGUCUGUAAUCUGCUACUCGGAUCUUGCUUCUAGGUAUUCGUGCUCCGGUUCAGCUUACGUUUACACUUACUUCUCACUUGGAGAAUGUGCUGCAGCAAUAAUCGGUUUCUUCCUGAUCGGAGAGUUGAUCAUUCAGUCCCCCAUGUUAACCCUGGGGUUAGCUGACAACAUCGACCUCUUUAUCUUUAACGGGACUGUCCAUGCUUGGGAGGGGGAGUACUUCCCCGCCUGGUUCCUCAACACAGAACUGAUAGCUAUCGGAACUAUGGUCUGUUUCACUGUUAUCAACUUGUAUGGGAUUAAGAUUGUUGCUUAUAUCAACAUAGCAAUAGCGGGUGUGUCCGUGCUCACUCUCUUUACCUUCUGUGGAGUAGCUCUUGCUAAAGGCAGUGUAGAGAAUCUAUACAAAGUCGUUAACCCGGAAGACGGAAGAACGGGAUUUGCUCCCUUCGGCUUCUCGGGCAUCUUGUCCGGUGCUGGGAUUGCAUUCUUCGCCUUUGUAGGACUGGAAGCAGUUGUAACCCUGGGGGAGGAGGCGGUUAAUCCUAAGAGGGAUCUGCCCAGGGCUACUAUUGGUUCCUUCUUGAUGGUGCUGGUGCUUUAUGUGCUCACUGCAUUUUCAAUUGCUUUCUUUGUGCCUUGGUAUGAACUUAGUGGGAACACGGGGCUUAUUGGUUCACUUCGAAACAGAGGUUUCAAAGCAGCAGAGUACAUCCUAACAGUUGGUCUGAUAUUCACUGUAUUUGCCUGCGGACUCUGCAACCUGACAACAGUGGUCCGAGUGGUGUAUUCAGUAGCUGAAGAUGGUCUGGUCUUCUCUUUUCUUAGCGUUGUUAACAAGAGGACCCAGGUUCCCAUGUGGAAUGUGCUUGUGUGCGGGAUCCUGGGUAUUGGGACCAGCAUUGUUUACGAUUUUGAUACUCUGAGUCAUAUGAUCUCGGGCGGCACACUGAUGGUGUUCAUGCUGACAGCAGUAGCUGUGAUGAUCCUCUCCUACGACACCAGCGACCGGGAGUUACCGGUGACUAAGUCGGAGAAAACACGGCUAAUACCUCUGCCACAAGGUCGCUUCAACAUUAGCACCUCACGAAAGAGACACUUCAUCAUCUGCCAGACUGUGUUCUUCCUAUCAGCUAUACUCCUUUCAUGUCUCCUAACUUACUUCACCCAAACCACCUUGAUAAUCUGUAUGGAGUGUGUCCUGUUUCUCAUGAUACUUACUAGCCUCUCUUUGAUCCGGCUCAACAUCCCUCUAAAAGAAGGGGAGGAUUCCCUCUCUUUUAAAAGUCCCUUUAAGCCGUUUGUCCAGGGAUUCUCAAUCUUAAUCAACCUGCUCCUGCUGCUUCACCUGAAACCUGUUGCUUUGCAGCAACUAUCCAUAUACGCCGCCGUGGGACUUGUCGUUUAUCUUUGUUACGGAAUUUUCUUCUCCAAGAUAACUAACCGGAAACAGAACCAGUUCCUGAUACAGCUAACAGCUGAGUGUGAGGAUACCGACAAACUGGUCCCGGAUACUGCUGAUGGACUCCCGAAGUUACUUUCAUUUGAAAAGUCACUGUGAGUGUGACCGAUGCGUUGAGAGCAUUGUCCAGUACUUACACAGUCGCCUCAUUGCAGAGACUAUUCAUGACUGCUGGGUGCGCGAUUUCUCGACAGAUUUGAGGCACUACUACUACAUUGUACAUACUUCAAAUACUGAAAUGCAUCAGAUAUUUUAUCAACGGCUAGGAGAAUUAUGGACGGGCGUGCUCAGAGGUUAAUAAAUAAAGCCCAAAUUAACUUAUUUGUUUAAUUUUAAACAUUAAAGAAUGAAAUUAAAAUUGUAAAAUUGUAAUUUAUCAUAUCAA